This is a messenger RNA of Cucurbita pepo subsp. pepo (vegetable marrow), 2503 nucleotides long. Its product is annotated as E3 ubiquitin-protein ligase ORTHRUS 2. Gene Ontology annotation, molecular function: metal ion binding; ubiquitin protein ligase activity. Gene Ontology annotation, biological process: negative regulation of gene expression via chromosomal CpG island methylation; protein ubiquitination. NCBI's taxonomy places the organism in Eukaryota, Viridiplantae, Streptophyta, Magnoliopsida, Cucurbitales, Cucurbitaceae. The record is from RefSeq and is a predicted model, not a curated record.
CACCCGCACUCCCGAAUUUCAAAACAAGAACCAAAAGUUUCAAAAACCCGCCGUCCCUUCCUUUGCACAUUCUCCUAUAAAAUCCACUGUUGCAGCGACUAGCCGGCACGAUGCGAUCAUCCAAUCCCAAUCGUUUCAAUCGUCUAUUCACAACGGGUCUGGGCUUUGGGUCUCCGUCUCCCCUCCCUCUCUCUGCCUCUCAUUAGCACCCUCCUUCCCAUGGCGCAGGUUUCUCAGUUGCCUUGCGACGGCGAUGGCAUUUGCAUGCGCUGCCAGGCCAAGCCUUCCGACUUGGAGACGAUCACUUGCAAAACUUGCGUCGCCCCUUGGCACGUCGGCUGUCUCUCAAAUCCCCCUCAAAUCCUGGCAUCUACCCUUCAAUGGGACUGUCCCGACUGUUCCCCCCCACCCGAAGAUGCUUCCCUGCCUCCACCCGCCAGCUGUCCACUUCCCGUUACGCCUUCCAAUGACCUGGUUGCUGCGAUUCGAGCCAUUGAGGCCGAUGCCUCCCUUACUGACCGCGAGAAGGCAAAGAAGCGCCAGGAGCUCCUCAGUGGAAAGUCUCAGUCUGAGAAGGACGAUCAUGAUGCCAACGAAAAAAGAGGGGACGAUGUUUUGGAUUUAUUCGACGAGAGAUUGAAGUGCUCCUUUUGCAUGCAGUUACCAGAAAGGCCCGUCACUACUCCAUGUGGCCACAAUUUCUGCUUAAAAUGUUUCCAGAAGUGGAUUGGACAAGGAAAAAACACUUGUGCAAAGUGCCGCUGCGUGAUUCCCUCCAAAAUGGCUAGCCACCCCCGUAUUAAUUCCACACUUGUAGUGGCCAUACGUAUGGCAAAAAUGUCAAAAUCAAUUAUUUCUGGAGGAUCUCAGAAGGUUUAUCAUGUUGUCCACAAUCUAAAUAGGCCAGAUAAAGCCUAUACCACUGACCGGGCACAAAAAAAAGGGAAAGCUAAUGCUGCAAGUGGAAAAAUAUUUGUUACAAUUCCAUCUGAUCAUUUUGGUCCUAUUCUUGCUGAAAAUGAUCCGGAGAGAAACCAGGGUGUUCUGGUUGGGGAAUGCUGGGAGGAUAGGUUAGAAUGUCGUCAGUGGGGUGCUCACUUUCCACAUGUUGCAGGCAUAGCAGGGCAGUCAAAUAACGGUGCACAAUCAGUGGUACUUUCUGGUGGUUACCAAGAUGAUGAAGAUCAUGGGGAGUGGUUCCUCUACACUGGAAGUGGAGGUCGAGACCUUAGUGGGAACAAGCGUACAAGCAAGGAUCAGUCUUUUGACCAGAAAUUUGAGAAAUCAAACAAAGCGCUACAAGUUAGUUGCUUGAAUGGUUAUCCUGUUAGAGUUGUUAGAUCUCACAAAGAAAAGCGUUCCUCAUAUGCUCCAGAAAAGGGGUUGCGGUAUGAUGGAAUUUAUAGGAUUGAGAAGUGUUGGCGUAAAGUGGGAAUUCAGGGCUUUAAGGUGUGUCGGUAUUUGUUUGUUAGAUGCGACAAUGAUCCUGCACCAUGGACAAGUGACGAACAUGGAGAUCGACCUAGACCCUUACCUGCAAUUCCAGAGUUAAAAAAAGCAACAGACAUUACGGAGAGGAAGAAAGAUCCUUCAUGGGACUUUGAUGAGAAAGAUAGUCGGUGGAAGUGGAGCAAACCUCCACCAACGAGCAAGAAGUCAGUUGAAACUGAAGAUUCUACUUCUGGGAAGAAGUCAAGGAGGAGAAUGAGGCAGUCGCAUAAUAUGAAUGUUCGAGAAAGGUUACUGAAAGAAUUUAGCUGCCUUAUUUGCCGGGAGGUGAUGAAUCUGCCCAUUACUACGCCUUGUGCCCAUAACUUUUGUAAGUCAUGUUUGGAAGGUGCUUUUGCGGGCAAGUCAUUCUUGAGAGAGAGAAACAGUGGUGGACGGGCUCUUAGAUCCCGGAAGAAUGUCAUGGCUUGCCCUUGUUGCCCGACGGAUAUUUCUGAUUUUCUACAGAAUCUUCAGGUAAAUAGAGAAUUGUUGGAUGUGAUCGAGACGUUGAAAAGUAAGAUUGAAGAAGCGGAUGCAUCUGAGAAGCCCUGUGAAGACGAGAUAGAAGGGGAAGGGGAAGGGGAACAGGAACAGGAAGAGGAGGGAAAAGAUGGAAGCAACGGAAAUGAAAGCAGCCGCCCUGUGGAAACAAGAAAGCGAGCAAAGGUGGUGGUUAAUGGUGGGGAGGAAAAUGAUUCGCCGUCAAGCCCCGUCCACGUGGAUGAUUUGGAAUGAACACAAGUGAUGUUGGAUGAUGUGACGAUGGGCUUGGGUAGUGGUAUAAUGUUGGGUAGAUGGGCGCCUCUGUCAUUUGAUUUGAAGACAAUAUUGAGCAGCUAUGUUUAGUUAUUGGAGACGCUAGACAGACACAGGAUUACUGUAUUUUUUUUUUUUAAAAGAACUUGUGUAAAUGGUUCAGUUGUACUUGUAAUACACAGCAAUGGCAUCAAUACACAGCGAUGGCAUGAUGGGAGUCGGUUGGAAUGUAAAUUCCAUUCCCAUUUCAACCUCA